Galleria mellonella (greater wax moth) is the source of this 1260-nucleotide messenger RNA. RefSeq names its product dynein light chain Tctex-type 1-like. Gene Ontology annotation, cellular component: cytoplasmic dynein complex; cytoplasm. Gene Ontology annotation, molecular function: dynein intermediate chain binding. NCBI's taxonomy places the organism in Eukaryota, Metazoa, Arthropoda, Insecta, Lepidoptera, Pyralidae. Gene Ontology annotation, biological process: microtubule-based movement. The record is from RefSeq and is a predicted model, not a curated record. The coding region runs from base 149 to 496 and encodes 115 amino acids. The transcript has 3 exons.
AUUAUUAUUUUUUGUUGCUUUUGAUGACAUCUUUUCAAAUUGAAUAUAGGGUACCACUUUGAGUACCACAUACUCAAAUUGUAGUAAAAGUCAUUAGGAUUUUUUUAUAAACUAGUUCAAGUUAAUAAAUAGUUACAACUAACAAAAUAUGUCCCAAGAAAAUGAUGAAGAGGAUUUAGCCUUUAAUGUAGAAGAAGUUCAAAAGAUUGUAAGAGAUAACAUUGAAUUGUGCUUAGGUGGCAACGUGUACAGCCACUCGCGUACACCGCAAUGGAUCUCUAUUAUUACGGAAAAAACUUUAUCGAGAUUGAAUAAACUUAACAAACCAUUCAAAUACAUCAUGCGGAUUAUAAUUACCCAGAAGAAUGGUUCUGGUUUACACACAGCGGCGGCAUACUAUUGGGAUACGGCGACGGACGGCACGUGUACCGUGCGUUGGGAAAACAAGUUCAUGUACUGCAUUGUAAACAUAUGGGCACUAGCACUUCAAAUAUAGUGUAAUAAAUAAUAUUGUAAUAAGUUUAUUUCAUUUACCAACAUUGUAUACUUCAACGAGUCGGGGCAAUAAGCCGAAGCUAGUACAUAGCAAAUUUUAACUUUCAUAGCAUCAUUAGACCACUACACUAUAAUUUGUUGUCUACUACAAAAACUGUUAUAAAGCGCACAGUUAGGUUCUCGUUCCAGCUUCACAUGACUAAGGAUCCUGAAUGGUCCCGAAAGUAGUCAAACAUUCUUAACUAAAAAACAUAUAAGUCAGACCAGUUAAUCAUAGAGUUAUAGUUAAAGAUUUCGUUCCACAAAAUUUAAUUGUGACAAAAUCAGUGCUUUUUAUUUUAAAACUAAAUUGCUCAACCGAUUUUGAGAAAAUGGGACCAAUUUGUAAUUAUAUCCUUUCAGUUAAAAGUUUCCCAAAUUUAGAACUGAUAAAAUUAUGAGGUAACAAAAUAAAUACAAUCUAAUUAAGGAUCUCCUUCCUUUUAAAGCCGGAUGAAAAUAUUUUAAAAACACUAUUGAGACUUAACGCGACGAAAAAUGAAAAAAAUUGGAUGAAAAUGUUAUAAAGUUGUAACCAUCAUCGACGUAGAUACAUAAACAAUACCACGGAAAUAUAUUGUGCAACUAUGUUGCUAAAUUGUUCUAAAAUUAUUUGGAAAAUUUUGCUAAAUUUAGUUUUAUUUAUAUCUACACUAAUAUUAUAAAGAGGAAAGAUUUGUAUGUUUGUGUGUAUGUAUGUUUGUAAUGAAUAAACUCAAAAACUAC